CGCGCCCGCACUCCCUGCGCCCCCUCCUCCCGCGCCCGCACCCCCGCGCGGGGUGCCCCCUGACGGCCGCCGGACAUGGCCGCCUCCCUUUUGGUGCGGGAGCCUCGACUUCCCCUUUCUCCCAGGGCCCUCCUGCGUGCGUGGGGAGUCCUGGACUCCUGGGCUGCGCCCUGUUCCGUAGGCCAGGGGACCCCAGCUGAGUUCCCCCAGCCCUCGGUGGAGUCACAGCCACGCGGCGGGGCUGUGGGGCUCCUGGAGAGUGGGGAGGCGUGUGCUCCUGACCGGGUUCCUAGGGCUGAGACAUGGGGACGCCCCCACCCUCGCCCAUCGCUGCCACCACCAACACCCCACCCCCACCAAACAGCCCAAUCCUUUACCUGACCCCUGACCCACACACACACACUGCCACUGACUGGCUCUGCCUCCUCCUUUCCACUUUCCCCAGAAUCUUCCGAUUGUCCACUGAUCAGCGAGCCCCCCCCCCAAGCAAAACACCCACUGUGGGGGGCUCUGACUCUGGGCUCCCCAGCGAGGGGAACUUCUCCCUCCUGCUAAUGAGCUGCUUACCUUCCUCCUGCUCUUUGCCAAAGCCCCUGGUGGCUGUAAAAGAGAGGAGGGUCUCAGGAGAGGCCAGGGCGGAGGGGAGGCUCACACAGCCGGGGGUCGCCGGCAUCUGCGUUUAUAAAAGCUCUUUGGGGCCCCACAGCUUGGGUGCUCUUGUCCUGUUUUGCAGGCCCAGGGAGGGGAGGCUGGGAUGGGACACACAGCGAGUGGCUGGUCUGAGGCAUGGGCCGAGUCCUUCCUUUCUGUCCCAUGGUCCUGGGGGUGCCCAGGCCUUCAGCUCCUGCCUCUCCCGUGCUCCCCAGACCCCCAGCCCUGAGCCGGCCUCCUCAAGGCUCUGUCUGCAGCCCCUUCCCACAGCACCUCUGGGGGCUCACCCAGUGCGGCCAAGCAGAGCAGUGGAAGGAGCCUCAUGCCCCUGCCAGUGGGGGACCGUCUGCUCAGGCGGUAACCCCUCGCAGCUCUCCCUGCCCCAGCGUGUCCUCUGCACUGCCGGCCAAGCGGGCACCUCAGCGCGUGGCUCCCUGGCACCGUCACCCUGCCUCUAGCAUGCACGGAAGGCACACUGGUUCUGCCUUCCCUCUGAGUGUCCCCGUGCACCCCACAUUCCAGCACCCUAGGCCUCAUGGACUCCCGGGUUCCACAGACCGUGUCCACACCUCGGUUCAGGCCGCCCCCUCUCCUGGGCUGCCCUCCCUGCUGCCCUCAUCUCCUGCCUCAGCCCCCCUCCUCCACGGCUCCCUCCUGCCGGAAGUGACUGCUCGUCUUCCGAGGCCUCUGCUCGUCUUUCCGGGUGCUCCUGAUCACGUGGGGUCUCUGCCCCAUUCCCAUUUCCAACUCAGCUCCUUUAGGCCAGCGACACGCAAGAAGACUUGCUUGGUUGUGCCCCUGCCAGACACCCACGGGAGCACCUAACAAGUCCCCACAACCGUGCUGAGGAGGGUGGCCUCAUCCGCGUUCUUGCCGAGUAAAUGGCCCGGAGUUCGAGGAUAUCCCCCAGGUCUCUAAGCUCGCCUCCCUCCCAGCUCCAAGCUGUUUUUGCACAUGGCAGUUUCUCCAUAAAUGUGUGAUGAAUGGAAGCAAGAAAGAAGGGACCUUCCUUCAGUGCAGUCUCACAGCUGACCCACCACCAGCAUCACCCAGGGGCUCCUUAAAACAUAGUGGCUAAAAAAAAACACACAAAAAACAAACAAAACAACAACAAAAAACUGUGGUGGCUGGCUUGAUUCUUGAA
Molecule: messenger RNA, 1795 nt
Organism: Choloepus didactylus (southern two-toed sloth)
Lineage: Eukaryota; Metazoa; Chordata; Mammalia; Pilosa; Megalonychidae
Product: splicing factor 3A subunit 2-like
Exons: 2
Coding region: 787-1476 (229 amino acids)
Source: RefSeq, a predicted model, not a curated record